Molecule: messenger RNA, 204 nt
Organism: Penicillium oxalicum
Lineage: Eukaryota; Fungi; Ascomycota; Eurotiomycetes; Eurotiales; Aspergillaceae
Exons: 2
Coding region: 1-204 (67 amino acids)
Source: RefSeq, a predicted model, not a curated record
AUGAUUCCGACCCCCAACCCUCGAGGUGGUACCUCGCUGACGCGAGAGCCCGCGGUUGUCAUCGUUUCGCGGUUGGAGGGACGCGCGCGCUGGUGGUCAGACUCCGGUCCGUUGAAUUUGCUGCAGAACCCUGGUCGAAGCCUCUUGCGCGGUCCACAAUCGAAGCGGGAGAAGCUCUUGCGAAUGUCUCUGGUGGAGAAGUAA